AAAUUGGCAUUUGCAUCAUCGAAAUAUCCUUCACCUACCACACAAUUCUUCAGCUGUUUGCGCAUUUGAGUCUCACCGGCGAUCAAAUCAAUAAAACAUGGGACACUCAAAUGUUUGGAACUCUCACCCCAAGACCUAUGGUCCUGGUUCCCGCACUUGUCGUGUGUGCGGGAAUUCACAUGGAUUGAUCAGGAAGUAUGGCCUUAUGUGCUGCAGGCAAUGCUUCCACAGCAAUGCCAAGGAAAUUGGCUUCAUUAAGUACCGUUGAAUGAAGAGCUAUUUUCUCUGCCCAGCCAAUCUUAGGUUUCGUCAUUAGAAUGUUGUGAGGUGGUUAUGUUUGAAGAAACUAUAUAAUUGUUUUUGCAUUUACUUUAUUUGUCAGACUUUAUAUUUUUGAAUUGAGGUUGAAACUCCUUUUUUAUAUAUACAUUGCCUUCUACUAUUGACUUCCCUAUCUGCGUUGUUCUAACUUCUCUAAAUCUACACAACCUUGAUUCACAAA
Molecule: messenger RNA, 502 nt
Organism: Medicago truncatula (barrel medic)
Lineage: Eukaryota; Viridiplantae; Streptophyta; Magnoliopsida; Fabales; Fabaceae
Product: 40S ribosomal protein S29
Exons: 3
Coding region: 98-268 (56 amino acids)
Biological process (GO): cytoplasmic translation
Cellular component (GO): cytosolic small ribosomal subunit; ribosome
Molecular function (GO): zinc ion binding; structural constituent of ribosome
Source: RefSeq, a predicted model, not a curated record